AUGACUCGAUUCUCUUCCAUCCCCGCGGAGGCGCCCAGGCACCUUGUCCGUUCGUCGCUCAAUAAUGUCCGGAAAUUCUCAACUUCGUCUCGCCUGUGUGAUUAUGCGGAAACACUCAAGAAUCUGAAGAUAGGCGCUCACACCAGGGUUUUGUUCCAGGGUUUUACCGGUAAACAGGCCACCAUCGUCGCUCAAGAGUCCUUGGCAUGGGGCACGAAGAUUGUCGGCGGCGUCAAGCCAGGAGUUGAUUCUGCGCAUCUCGGUCGUCCCAUCUUCCCGUCUGUUAGAGCGGCUCGAAUAAGGGGGGAACCGGAUGCAUCUGCGAUCUUUGUGCCCGGCGAUCAGACUGCAAGAGCAAUUGAAGAGGCGAUUGAGGAAGAAAUACCACUCGUCGUGGCGGUGGCGGAACAUGUCCCCAUACACGACAUGCUGCGUGUUCACUCCAUGCUCAAGUCACAGUCAAAGACGAGGUUACUGGGGGCAAACUGCCCGGGAAUUAUUUCCCCGAUUGGCAAAUGCCGCGUCGGAUUUCAGCCACUGCCCUGCUUCUCUCCGGGAAAUAUUGGCAUCGUUACAAAGUCGGGAACCCUGAGUUAUGAGGCUGUGGCUUCGACCACACGAUCAGGACUGGGACAGAGCCUUUGUAUCGGUAUCGGAGGCGAUCCUUUGGUGGGCACUAACUUUGUCGAUGCGUUGAAUAUCUUUGAGGAGGACCCUGAUACCCUCGGUAUCAUCCUGGUUGGUGAAAUCGGUGGUAGAGCAGAAUUAGAUGCAGCCGAUUGGAUUAAGGAUUACCACCAGAGGAACACUAAUCCCAAACCGAUAAUGGGCCUUAUUGGCGGUAUGAAUGCUAUUCCUGGGCGGAUCAUGGGUCAUGCUGGUGCUUGGGCUUCGUACGGCGAACCCAACGCCUAUGCCAAGUAUGAAGCACUCGAGCGUGCCGGCGUGGUGAUGGUAAACCAUCCUGAGAAAUUCGGGGUGGGGAUAAAGACCCUUCUGAAGAGUCGAACUUCCACCAACGGUGCCAACCAACGACGAGGCCUGCAUACGAAGAGACGCAUGACACGAAGCCUUAACGGAUCACCCCAGUCCCAGCAAACCAGAAGUCUCUUUGUUAAGCGAUUCCAGGCUCUUGAAAUGAUCAAAGAGAAAUCCAUCCCAGUCAAUGAAGCUGCCACGUCGGAGUCAGACAUCUUCCUAUCCCUCACCAUCGACAGAACGGCCUUGUCGCCAUGCAUUCUGGCUUCCCCAUCCGCUGGCUUCGAACCAGAUCUGACAGGCCGGUUCCCGUUCGCAUACGAGGGCACGGAAUUUAGCAGGGAACAUCCACUGAUUGAAACCGUCGCCUCCCACCUGCAGCUUCCCACGACGGCUCACGACAACUUGGCGCAGAUCUUUCAGGGCUUGUGGCAAAUUUUCACGGAAAAAGAGGCAUACCUCCUGGAAGUGCGUGCCAACACCACCGACACAUUCGAGGUCCGCGAUGCCCGUUUUGGGUUCGACGACGCCGCCUUCCGGAGCUCAGGACGUCAGGCAGAAGUGCAGCAAUUGAGAAACCCAGUUGAAGAAGUGGCCGAGGAAGUCGAGGCCGAAAGGAAUGGCAUCUUCUACAUCAAACUCAAAGGCCAUGGAAGCAUCGGUAUUCUAGUGAACGGCGCGGGCCUGGCAAUGAACACGGUGGACGCACUGACGAUCCGCGGCGGGCACUGUGCGAACUUCCUGGACACGGGCGGCAAAGCCACAACCGAGAUGGUCAAGUCCUCACUUCGGAUCAUCACAUCAGACCGACGUGUUAAGGCGAUCUUUGUCAACAUUUUUGGCGGGUUGACCAAGUGUGAUAUGAUCGCAGAAGGGAUCAUCCAGGCCUUUGAAGAGAUGAAGCUGAACGUGCCCGUGGUGGUGCGACUGCGAGGAACGAACGAAGCGCGCGGGCAGCUAAUGAUCUCACGGAGCGGAUUGCCACUGGAGGCGUUUGACGGCUUCGAGGCGGCGGCACUGCGGGUGAUCGAGCUGGCUGGGGAUCGAAAACACUUUUAUUAA
Aspergillus sclerotioniger CBS 115572 is the source of this 2040-nucleotide messenger RNA. Its product is annotated as putative succinyl-CoA synthetase subunit alpha. Gene Ontology annotation, molecular function: succinate-CoA ligase (GDP-forming) activity; succinate-CoA ligase (ADP-forming) activity. The transcript has 10 exons. The record is from RefSeq and is a predicted model, not a curated record. The coding region runs from base 1 to 2040 and encodes 679 amino acids. NCBI's taxonomy places the organism in Eukaryota, Fungi, Ascomycota, Eurotiomycetes, Eurotiales, Aspergillaceae. Gene Ontology annotation, biological process: tricarboxylic acid cycle. Gene Ontology annotation, cellular component: succinate-CoA ligase complex (ADP-forming); mitochondrion.